AUGCCAGAUCUUCUAUCAUACAGACUGGAUCGACUGUUCGUCCUCUUGGACACCGGACAGUCUACCAUGACCCGGAAAGCGGCCGCCAAACAGCUUGGCGAGCUCCAGAGAGUGCAUCCUCACAAACUCAACUAUCUCCUGAACAAGGUCCACAAAUAUUUGCGGAGUGCGAACUGGGAUACGCGAAUCGCCGCCGCCGCUGCCGUGACUGCCAUCAUGGAGAACGUAGAGCCUUGGAGACCUGACGCGUCCGUGAAAAGAGAAUCCGAGGUCAAGUCGGAACUUUGGAAGAAUGAGCCUCGCUUGUCACUGGAUAAAUUCGAUAUCGAGCUGAUCCUUCGGAAUGGCAAACCCUUGGUCGGCUCAGAAGGCAAACAGUUCGAGAAGAGUUCGGACGGUCCGGAGGCGAAUGGUGCGAAUUCCGCAGAUCUUGUCAGGCAGCGCAAAGCUCUCACAAAGAGAUUAGGACUCGACGUUUGCGAGAAAUUGGGUAUGCCGUCGAAAAACUUGUUCAACGACACAGAUCUUCAGACAGAACCUAUGGAAACGGAAACUCCUGAUCAAGAGCUCAAACAGGACAUAAAUGUCUUAGUUCGGACCCUCUUGGGGAGCUCGGCAUCCGCCGAAACGGGUCCAAAGCCGCGGAAAAUUUUGAAGCGGGAGGCAUCGUCUGAGGAGUCGAGCAGCUCUUCGACAUCUACGUCGACUGAAAAGUGGGACGAGUGGCCUCUGAGCUCCUUCUGCGAGAUGCUCAAAGAAGACCUGUUCAGUUCUGUUUGGGAGCACCGACAUGGCGCUGCGACCGCUCUGCGGGAAAUCGUCAAAUUGCACGGAUCUGGUGCCGGAAUCUGUAGAGGGAUGACACAGUAUGAAAUGACGCAAUCCAAUCAGCAAUAUCUCGAGGACUUGGCUAUUCGGCUUGUAUGCGUGCUCGCUCUGGAUAAGUUCGGAGAUUAUCUCUCAGACCAGGUUGUGGCGCCGGUCCGCGAAACGAGUGCGCAGACUCUGAGUUUCUGUCUAAGCGUGAUGGAUGCUAAACAGGUCGAUGCGUUGCUCGGAGUCCUUUUGAAAAUGGCUCAGACCAAAGAUCAAUGGGAGGCCAGGCACGGUGGAUUAUUGGGCAUAAAAUACCUUCUAGCGAUCAGCGGCGGUCGCAGCAUCGAGAGGAGCAAAUGGUUGCCGCUUGUGUUCCAGCCUCUGUUCGACAGUCUUCGAGACCAUAAUGACGACAUUUCCGCGGUGGCUGCGGGAGCCUUCCUUCCGAUCAUUUCGGACCUCCCGAGAAUUUUGCCACAACACAUGGUGCCUCUGUCGGAUCGGUUGUGGAUGUGCCUAAAAGAUAUGGACGAGCUCUCCUCAUCCACGCAAUCGAUUCUCAGUCUUUUAUCUCAAGUAUUACCGCAUACGUGUUCGACGAUGAAGGUCUCGCUCGAGAACAUUCAGUUGCUGUGGCCGUUCUUGGAGCAUCAUUCGCGCAGUGUCCGAGUUUCGGUCUUGAACUCCCUGCGGACGAUAGCAUCCACCGAAGGAGAACAGAGUGCUCUUCUCACCGAUCAGAUGUCGACAGCGCUGCGGACGCUCUUCCAACGGGCGCUCAUCGAAACGGAGCCGGCAGUGGUCAAAGCUGUCGGAGAGGUUUGGGAAGCUAUGUUGCAAGCAUCGGAACUUGGCCAGUUGCUUUUCGCUGCAUGUCCUCUCCUCAGCGGGUGGUUGUGCCUGGCGAUGCAUCCGGCCAAGCUGUCGAUCGAUCCCACGCUGAUGCCUGUAUGGCUGGAGAGCAAGAACUCCGUCGGGAAGAGGGCAGAGAUCUACAUCGCCGGCAAGGAGUCGCUCGCCGAAUCGGCGAAAAUCCGUCAACGUCUCGUACUCCAAGCCCGGAUUACAGUUUGUCAGAUGCUAGGGACUCUAUCGUGUUUCGUGACGAAACCAGCGCCGGCAACUGAAUACACGGAAUCACCCUUGGAUUGUUAUUCGAGGCUUCUCAUCUUCCACCUCUCUACGAAGAGCGCCCUCCAACGGACGGUAUCAGCGUUAGUCUUAAGAGAGUGGAUCAUUCGGAAAAAUGGGUACGUCUUCGUUCUAAUCCUCAGCUUCCCCAGCAAUACCAUGGAGGAGUGUCCCGUAGCUGUCUCCGAUUGUGUUCUCCAAUGCCUUCAAGAGCCAGUUCUCUACGAUGAGAUAGCGUCCGUUUUCACACGGCUGCAGCACGAUUGUCGGGAUCUCUUGGCUUUGAUGCGACAUUAUGAUCUACCGUUCGCGGAGAAUGAGUUCUCCAACCUCCCGGUAUUCACAGCAGAUCAAGCGAGCAAUCUGGCAGCGAAGGUUCUCCCGGACUUGAUAUCGAAAUCAAAACUCAAAGCGAAGGCCCUAGAAAGCAUCGAGGAGAAACGGAAGCUCGUUUUGAGCUCAACGAAACAGACCAUCUCGGAUCAGCAGAACCUCGGGACCAUGACCCUCGGAGCUCUCGCUGCUCUUCUUGUCUGCCUGCCCGACAGACUCCCAGUGAAACUGAACCCGGUAAUCAGACCUCUGAUGGAAUCACUCAAACGAGAAGUCCACGCACCUCUGCAGGAGCUAUCGGCGAAGUCUCUCGCGUCUUUGCUGCGGCAUGCGCUAAGCAGGGAGCCGUGCCCAGUACCGAAAGUUCUGAAGAACCUAAUAAAUUACGCUUGUUGUGACCCCGACGAAACACCUGUCAUUGGAGAAGGCUCCGACGUCAUCGAUGGAAUACUCACGCUACACAAAAUGAACAAGACGGCCGAACAGUCUCUGAACAAGCGACCACACUUCCGGCGAGGCCAGAGCGUUUCUACCCCGCCACCGACGACCCCGUCAACACCUUCGGCUCCCGAGGUGAGAUGGGCAGAGAGUCAGAAUCCCGAGCAUCACCCGAAAACAGGGACCCUCUUGACCCCUCCGGUGCCCCAAGAUGAAGACUCACGGAAACAGAAGCUCGCGCUCGAGACGCAACGACGCGGAGCUCAAUUCGCUCUCACGGAGAUCGCGAAGACUUUUGGACCGAACCUUUUCGACGAGUUGCCCUACCUUUGGGAGUCGAUCAUCAAGCCGAUCGAUCAAUGGGCUGUCGAGAACGUUCCGGAGAAUGCAGAGCAAGCCAAAUCCAUUAUUGAAGCUCUGCAGACGCUCGAGAUAAUCUGUCCUGCCCUGAGUGGCGACUUGAGGGAGAAAGUGCAGGAUCUCCUUCCGCGACUCGACAAGUGUAGUCAAUAUUCCUUGGCUGCGGUGCGUCAUAUGGCCGCCCGAUGCGUGGCCAGUCUCGCCGAUGCCAAUCCAACACCAACGAUGAUUCAUCUGACGAAGAACGCGCUGCAGAAAUUGGGUGCUACCCAGAAUGACACCUUGCGACAGGGAGCACUCGAGACGAUAUUCUGCGUAGUCGAACGCUUGCGAGAGCGCAUCGUACCCUUCAUUUCGUUCUUCAUAGUGCCGAUCCUCUCCGCGAUGGCAGACCAGAAUAACGAUGUACGAUUGCUCGCGACCCAGUGUUUCGCGAAUCUGGUGCCCCUAAUGCCCCUCGAUACGGGCACAGGUCUGAACGCGAUUGGAGACGAACAGCUCCGAGCGCAAGCAGAUCAACAGCGACUUUUCAUCGACCAGCUGCUGGACGCAAAGCAUGCACAAGACUAUAAAGUCUCCACCGCUGUGAAAGCUGAACUCAGAUCGUAUCAACAAACGGGAAUAAAUUGGUUGGCUUUCUUGAAUCAAUACAAUCUCCAUGGAAUCCUCUGUGACGACAUGGGUCUCGGAAAGACCCUCCAGUCGAUUUGUCUCCUUGCUUCGGAUCAUCAGAGACGUCAGGAAGACUUUCUCAAGUCGAAGAGUGUCGACUGUGCCCCCAUGCCGUCGAUCGUCGUCUGUCCGCCAACCUUGACAGGCCACUGGGUUUACGAAAUCAAGAAAUUCGUUCAGCUCAAACAUCUAGAUCCUCUGCAUUACACGGGUCCACCGUUUGAACGUCAGAGACUACAAACAUUGUACACCAAAAGACAUCACAACAAGAGUCACAACGUGAUCCUAAUCGCCUCCUACGAUCUCGUGCGGAACGACAUCGAUUUCUUCAGCGGAAUCCGAUGGAACUACGCGAUUCUGGACGAGGGACAUGUCAUCAAAAACAACAAAACUAAACUCUCGAGAGCCAUUAAGAAAUUGAAUGCGAAGCACAGACUCAUCCUGUCAGGGACGCCGAUCCAAAAUAAUGUGACAGAAUUGUGGAAUUUAUUCGAUUUCCUCAUGCCGGGCUUCCUGGGUUCGGAGAAGUUUUUCACGGCUCGCUACGCGAAACCGAUCCUGGCUUCACGCGAGGGCAAAGCAAGUCCUAAGGAACAGGAACAGGGUGUUCUCGCCAUGGAAGCGCUGCAUAAGCAAGUCCUCCCGUUCGUCCUUCGGAGGACCAAAGAAGAGGUGCUCUCCGAUCUACCACCGAAAAUAAUUCAAGACUAUUAUUGUGAACUGAGUCCACUGCAGCUGCGACUUUACGAAGACUUCUCCAAGUCGAAAGCGAACACCGAGGUUGUCGAGGCUCUCCAAAAGCAGACUGGAACCGAAAACCGGAAUCAACAUGUUUUCCAAGCACUUCACUACCUUCGGAAGGUCUGCAAUCAUCCGAAACUAGCGCUGUCGCCGUCUCAUCCGGAAUACAGCGCCAUUCUGAAGCAACUCCAAGAAGACAAAGUUUCUCUGAACGAUAUUUCGGUUUCUUCGAAACUUUUGGCCCUGAGACAGCUCCUCCAGGACUGUGGAAUAGGAACCACCGAAGAAACGAUUGUGAAUACUCAUCGCUGCCUCGUAUUCUUCCAACUGAAGUCCAUGCUCGAUCUCGUCGAGAACGACCUUCUCAAGAAAAACAUGCCUUCGGUAUCUUACCUCCGACUCGAUGGAUCAGUUCCUGCUGGAGAUCGUCAAUCCCUAGUGCAAAAGUUCAACAACGAUCCCUCCAUCGACCUUCUGCUUCUGACUACACAGGUCGGUGGCUUGGGCAUCAACUUGACUGGAGCCGACACGGUGAUCUUCGUUGAGCACGACUGGAACCCCAUGAAAGACCUGCAGGCCAUGGAUCGCGCUCACCGUAUCGGUCAGAAGAAGGUCGUGAAUGUGUACCGGCUCAUCACGAGAAAUACACUCGAAGAGAAAAUAAUGGGUCUCCAGAGAUUCAAGAUGUCCAUCGCAAACACUGUGAUCAAUAACGAGAACAGCAGCCUCCAGAGCAUGGGCACCGACAAACUGAUCGAUCUCUUCUCUGUGAGCAAUGAGCAGCAGCCGUCGAGCAACGACCGUCCCAGCGGAGGCUCCGUGAAAUGCUUGUUGGAGAACCUGCCCGAUUUGUGGGAUCCGAGUCAAUACGAGUCGGAGUACGACUUGACAUCAUUCAUGAAGAAUCUUGUAAAGCAGUAGCGGGCGAUCUGAUGAGGGAUGAGUUGUAUGUCCCUUAUUCCGUCCCGCUAGGAUCAUCCUCAUUCUAUAUGCCAUCGUCUUUUCUCCUAACGAAUUUCCUCACGGAGAUCAAGGGACAUCAUAGUCAUAAAAAAUACUUGAGGACAGCGAAAACUUUAGCUUGGCCGAAGAAAUCCGACUUGUACCAAAAAUUUUCAUGGCUUAGAGUCUCGAAUUGGGCUCUUCACCGGAGUUCUAUUCCCUCUGUCGUGUCAUUGUAUAUUUUCGAAUCGAAUUAUCCAACCGCCAAGAGCCGGAGGGUGUCUCGGGCUCGGAGUGU
This is a messenger RNA of Galendromus occidentalis (western predatory mite), 5731 nucleotides long. RefSeq names its product histone acetyltransferase 1 (gene Hel89B). Gene Ontology annotation, molecular function: TBP-class protein binding; ATP binding; DNA binding. NCBI's taxonomy places the organism in Eukaryota, Metazoa, Arthropoda, Arachnida, Mesostigmata, Phytoseiidae. The record is from RefSeq and is a predicted model, not a curated record. The coding region runs from base 1 to 5412 and encodes 1803 amino acids. The transcript is spliced from 26 exons.